GGUGUGAGGAGUUGAGGGCGAGCUGCUUGUUGGGCGCUGCCGCCAGAUUCACGGGUUGCUAGCUACCACUUGUUGGGGCGCUGCCGCCAGAUUCACGGGUUGCUGCUACCAGAGGCAGCCCAACGGCUCCCAGUAAGCGAGAAAAGGCCCGCGUGGCACAAUCGGGACAAGCCAGACCAAUCCCAGCGCGAGGCACCACGAUUGCGAUGCGCAGCCCCCAAAGAAAACGCGCUGCGCGCGGCGCCGGGGCUGCUUUAUGCCGCCUCGCCGGCGUGCUGCUGCUGGCGGGAGGCGCCGCGGCCCCGGCCGAGCGCCUCGUCGCCGAGGUCAGCGCGCCGAAAGAGCGCGGCCGCCGACUCGAGGACGACGUGUUCGUCGAAAAUAUCGCGUGCGGUGAGACUAGACAUGAGUCCACAGCCAAUGCGGCGCACUGGCUCUCGGGCAACGACGCGCCCGACCACUUCUAUGUGAUCACGCCCUCCGAGACGGCCUACUACCACUUCUCGACGUGCGGCUCCGACUACGACACAUAUCUUUACCUCUACGACGUCGUCGACUACGAGGCGGACACCUGCCUCCGAUCGCCCGCGCCGCACGCCGGCGCGGUGAGUCUCAUCGGCGAGUGGGACGACCCCGGCGAGGACGUUUGCCGCGCACUCGACGGUCGCGAGGAGCCCCGCGAGGACGUCUGGACCUCCCAGCCGCUCCAGGCCGGCGAAACGUACGUGCUCCAGGUCACCGGCUAUUCGGAUCACGGCGAAACACUCGAGACGGACUGCGACACCGACUACGCGCGCGACGCGGGCGCGGCGGGCAACUACGUACUCACCGUCGGAUGCAGCAACGACGCGCUUGCCGUCCAGUACUGGUACGAGGACUGGAGGUGGGCGAACGGCUGUCGCGCGGACUACUGCACGUCCACCGAUGGCGGAGAUGGUUACGACUGCUGCGCCUCGAUGGAUUGGGGCGAACCGGCGACAUGCGCGAACGGCUACACCCCGAUGCCGCCAAACCCGACCGAGGACGACUGUGAAUACACGUGCUGCCCGGGUACAAACCCCCUUUUCGUCGCGGGAAGCCAGGCGGGCGACUACGCAGCGGCCGAAUCCUAUUGCCAGAGCAUAGGCGCCGAGAUCGCGACCAUCCAUAGCGCGACCGAAAACGAGCUGGCGCGCGAGGCCUGCGGCGACUCGUCGUGCUGGAUCGGCCUCGAAGAAGUCGGCGGCGACGCGUCGACGCCCAAGGAGAGCCAGACGUGGCAGUGGGUGGACGACUCGGAGGUGACUUACGCCUGUAACAUUGCCUCCGUCGGGAGCAGACAAUUGGUCCUGUCCGACUUUAACCCGGACGGCGCCGAGCUCCGAUUCAGAGCUCAAGACGUGAACGAUGGAAGGAGUCUUGAAGGUUGGACCCUGUACGACUUCGAGGGGCACGUCGUGGCGUGGCUCACGCUUGGCGACAGCGAUCAAUAUACGACGCACAUGUGCCUCAACAGCGUGGUCUCUCAAGAUAAGAAUGCAGGCGGCCCAUGCAUGGCGUUUGUGGGGCACCGGGAUACGCACUCACGGCUGGAAUCGACCGACUGGGUGACGGUCGUGUUCUCUUCGUCUGCCAACGCGCCGGCGAUGUCGAUUUUCAUCAACGGCGACGUCGAGGCGACGUCGAGCCAGACCGGAAGCACGUAUCAUGCCGAGAGUGGCAACUCGCUCGACGCGCCGCUCCAGCUGUACUCUACCGAGUGGGUGCUUGAGCUGCAGGUCGAGGGGACCUCGUCGGGCUGCGACGACUACGACUACGUCCCCUGGGGCUAUUCGAACUGGGAGGAUUGGGAACCGAAUAAUCACGAGGGGAACGACGAAAGGUACGCCAUUAUGAACUGCUGCGAGACGGAGGGCGUCGAGUCGACAGGUCGUUGGUACGACGUGCCAGAAGAACACGGCGGAUCGAAGCCUCUCUGCAAAGUUACUCAAUGGCCGACGCCGCGGCCCACGUCCAUGCCGACAACACCUGGUCCUUCGCCGCAGCCGUCGCCGCGCCCGACGGACAAACCGACGCCGCGCCCGACGCCGCGGCCGACCGCCAAGGGCGACGUCACGGACGCCAACAUCAGGGCGGCCGUCGCGGCUUGGUUUGACGACCAGGCGGCCGCCGAGGCGACCUACGGCCACAUUUCUACGUGGGCGACCGCAGGGGUGACGGACAUGUCGUAUUUGUUUUGUGCAAGCCCUGAUGACCACUCAGGAUAUGGGUACUGCAACACGGCCGCGGCGUCCUUCAACGAGGACAUCGGCGCGUGGGACACCUCUGGCGUUACGAGCAUGUACGGGAUGUUCUGGUACGCCUCGUCGUUCAAUCAGAAUAUUGGCGGCUGGAGCGUUGCCAACGUCAAUGAGAUGGGCUUCAUGUUCACCUCUGCCUCGGCCUUCGACCAGGACAUCAGUGGUUGGGCGGUCGACAGCGUCACGGAUAUGAGCGCGAUGUUCUUCGGCGCCUCGGCCUUCAACCAGGACAUCAGUGGUUGGGUGGUUGAUGGCGUCUUAGAUAUGAGUGGGAUGUUCAACGGUGCCUCGGCCUUUAACCAGGACCUCGGCUGGUGCGUGGGCGACGACGUCAAUCCCUCGUUCCCCGGCACCCCGUGCGCGUCGACGUCCUGCGGCGUCGUGCAAAUGGACAACUGCGCGACGCCCCCGCCAACGCCGCAAGUAUUGCCCACCAACUCCGACGGCGCCCUCGAGGGAUCGAUGACUUGCGCGGGCAUCUCGCUGGCGGACGCAGAGUCGAACGCGGGCGUCUACGCGUCGGCAGUCGCCGACGUGUACGACGUCCAAGCCAACAGGGUUACCGUGACGUUUUCAUCUGGCCGAAGGCGUCUCCAGAGCGGCAGCGUCGUCGUCGACUACACAAUUCUCUACGCAACCAUGGCGGACGCGACGGCCGCAGUUGCAUUGGUUCCCACAGCCACCGUCUUCGACGCUGCCGUUCAGACCGCCGCGGCCGACGCGGGUGUCUCCAGCGUUUUCGCGACGGCGACUGUCGAUGCUGUGGCUGCGCCCGUUGCAGCGCAGCCGGUCUCGACCAAGUCCCCAACGGCGUACGAAGAGGACGAGUGCGACGGCGGUUGCAUCGCCUUCAUCCUCAUAGUCUGCGUCAUGUUACCAUUAUGCUGCCUCUGCGGCAUCGUUUACCUCUGCCGCAAGAUGAUGUGCAAGAAAAAGGACGAGGGCACGAAGGUCGCGCCCGCCGCGAAGCCGGACAAAGCGCCCGCCGCGCCUUAUUCGCAGCAGCAGACCAUGACCAUCACAAUUCCACCGGGCGCGGCGCCUGGCACCACGCUCCGGGUUAUGACGCCAUCGGGACAACCCAUAGACAUCGUCGUCCCGCCCGGGGCUGGACCCGGGACCCAGCUCCAGGUGCCGGUGCCGGCGCCUCAACCGGUGCGGCAACCGGCGCCGCAACCGGCGGCCGCGUCCGCCACGGGCAACAAGCUCGCCUUCGGUGGCGCCGCGGCCGGCGCCGCGGCCGGCGCCGCGGCCGGCGCCGCGCUCACGGCGUCGCAGAUGGACAUCCUCGGGCCGCUCUCCGGGGUUCUGGCGGCGCUCCCCGCGGCCGCGCCGCCGCCGCUCAAUAUGUGUCUGAUGCCGUUCACGAGCGCGUUGGCCGAACUCGGCCUCGCGGUGCGUCAGGUGCGCUUCAACAAGGAAGCCGCGGCCAUGCUGCAGCGGCGCGGAACGGAGAUCGCCCAGAAGCUCCAGGACGUCGUCAAAGCGACGCAGGGCCUGCCGACGGGACAGGUCGAGGCCGUCGCUCGGACGGUGACGGCCAUCGGCCAGGCGCUCGACGAGGCGGCCAAGUUUCUCCAGCAGUUCUCGAAGAAGGGCGCGUUUAAGAAGCUCUGCUCCGGCUCGCUCGACGCGCGGCGCUUUGGUCUCCUCGACAAGCGGCUCUGCGAGCUCAGCAACGAGCUCGGCUCGGCGUUGGACCUCCAACAGCUCGCGCUCCAGGCGCAGCGGUUCGAGAAGAUCGAGGGCUUGAUCCAGCUGCUGGGCCAGCAGACGGUCGACGCGAACAACCAGGCGGCGGCGCAGCGGGCGGCGAUCAUGUGCGGCAUCCAGAAGGGCAGCGCCGUCGAGAGCGAGGAGCUCUCGGCGCUCGGCCUGAAGCUGGACCAGAUCGCCGCGGACGUGAGCACCGUCAUCGACCAGAACACGAAGCAGCAGGAGUCGCUCGACGAAGUGAAAGAGAUGGUGGCGGCGAAGAACUCGAAGCUGCGGGGCCGCGCGCUGGCGCGCCAGGAUAAAGAUAGGGCGCUCGAGGAGCUGGAGAUCGAGUUGGACUCGGUCGAAGAGAAGCCCAUCGCGAAGGGCUCGCAGGGCGCCGUUCACAAGGCUUCGUACCAAGGCGACGUGGUCGCGCUGAAGAAGAUGAGUCUCGUCGGCAUCUGUGUGGAAAUCAAAAAUUCACGGCGCGUUCGUGCUGAAUCGCCGCGUCGUCCUCCACGCCAUCGACGCGCCGCCUGCUCGAUGGCGUGGCGAUGCCGGUUCCUCGCCGCUCGACCGAGCCAAAAAAAAGCCGCGCCAUCGCUGCGAGGUGACUUAGUGAAGAAUUGUUGGGUGCACCCGACACACUGGUUUCCACACAGGUCGGCAUCACGGCGACGAAGCGGAACAAGAUGAUGAAGGACUUCUCGACCGAGCUCGCAAUCAUGGUCAAGCUCAGGAGCCCACGCAUCGUCGCCGUGUAUGGGGUGGUGACAACGGACACAACUUGGCUGGGCUUGGUCGUCGAGUACUGCGGCGGCGGUGACCUGCGCGAGGCGCUCGACGCCGACGACGCGGCAAGUAUUGACGAAGCGCAGCGGAGGAGCUGGCUAUCGGACAUCUCGCUCGGGAUGGCGUACCUCUACUCCAAGGGCGUGGAGCAUCGCGACCUCAAGACGUUAAACAUCCUCCUCGACGGCGACCGGCGCUGCAAGGUGACGGACUUCGGUUUGAGCAAAUCCGAGUCGCUGGCCACGGCGGCGACGCAGGCGACGGCCGGGGGCGACGCCAAAGGCACGCCUGCGUACAUGGCGCCCGAAUUACUCCAGCACAACAUUUUCACCGAAAAGGGCGACGUGUACGCCUACGGCAUGAUCGUCUUCGAGGUACUUACCGGAGAUACGCCAUGGUCGGGCCUCAAUCAGAUGCAAAUCAUGAUGCAGGUGUGCAUUCAGAAGGACCGCCCGAAGAUCGAUGGCGACGCGCCCGCGGACCUCGUCGCGCUCAUGCAACGGUGCUGGGCCCACGAGCCGGACGCGCGGCCGACGUUCGCCGCGAUCAAAGCCGAGCUACGCGGCGGCCCCGAUACUCCUGCGCGGUGAAAAUUCCUUUCCCCCCCCGCUCCCUCCUCAGGCUGAGUUCCUGUCCGAAUUAACGAGCAAUUAUAUCUUACUAGAAGUACACGACAACACUACGAAAACGUACAACCCUGCGCGAGGCGCGAGCAGCGGGGUCGACGAGU
Pelagomonas calceolata is the source of this 5499-nucleotide messenger RNA. NCBI's taxonomy places the organism in Eukaryota, Pelagophyceae, Pelagomonadales, Pelagomonadaceae. The record is from the annotation of a GenBank genome assembly.